Messenger RNA from Folsomia candida, 1013 nucleotides. Its product is annotated as nucleoplasmin-like protein ANO39. The record is from RefSeq and is a predicted model, not a curated record. Bases 1 to 837 code for a protein of 278 amino acids. The transcript has 9 exons. NCBI's taxonomy places the organism in Eukaryota, Metazoa, Arthropoda, Collembola, Entomobryomorpha, Isotomidae.
AUGAGUUUUUCUCCUAAUUUAAAGAAGAAGAAGAGGAGGAUCGUCGCGUUUGUGGAUUCCGACGAUGAUUGUCAGCAGAGAGAUGGUCAACAAGCCUCGGUCGAGAAUUCUCCCGAGAGACCACAUCUGGAUUUGGAAUCAUCUGACGAAGAUGAGAUUGAAAAAGCUUAUCGUGUCCUAGACGUCGUCGUGGUGGACGACACUGAAGUGUCUGACAGUGAGGAAGACGAGUCGGAAGAUGAAUGUCAGGGUACGCAAGUCGAUUUAUUCGACGAUCCGGAUGACGAUAAUGAAUCGUUGCUGACUGACGGUGAGUCGGAGGAGGACGACGACGAGGAGGAUGACGAUGACGAUGAUGACGACGAAGUUGCAGUUCUUUCCCCACCUUCAACGUCGUCAGCUGGAUCUCUACAGAGAAGUGGUGCAAGCCGAACAGUUGUUCAUCGUACGGUGGCGUCGUACUUCGAUGUGCCGGUGUCUCUGAUGAGUCCGGAGCAGAGGAGGAAAUAUAAUCGAGUAGCCGCAGACAGGGGAUUCCACAUGAAAAAGAACCCUGAAAUCCCCUGGGAAUAUGUGGAGAAAAACCGGACAUACAUUCGGCGUGCAAAUGAUGAGGAACGCCUGAUCGCUAACAGAGAGUCAUCUAAAUUAUCAUAUCAUCGCCCACCUGGUCCAAAUUCUAAAUACGGAUCUUCAAAAGAAAAAAAAAUCGCACAGAGAGAGCAAUCGAGAGCGAGCAGCCUUCGCUUUCGAGAACGACAGAAGCAGAUUGGCCAGUUUAAUCGACCAAGAACUCGACCUGGAGACAAGCUGAAUUAUAAAUGCGACGAUCGAUAAGUGUAUGCACGUUUUGUUCAUUCUCUCCCUCGAGAGAUCAUUAUUUAACAUCACAAAUCACAAAAGAAGUGAAAAAGUUGAUUCAUUGCUUACUGCAAAAAGUGACAGCGACGAGUGAGGUUCGACUAGAGAACCAGUCUUCCCAUAUUCAGAUUUCUUCUUCAGAGAAUGACGAG